Messenger RNA from Branchiostoma belcheri (Belcher's lancelet), 1052 nucleotides. RefSeq lists its product as uncharacterized. The transcript is spliced from 4 exons. Lineage: Eukaryota; Metazoa; Chordata; Leptocardii; Amphioxiformes; Branchiostomatidae. Bases 1 to 1044 code for a protein of 347 amino acids. The record is from RefSeq and is a predicted model, not a curated record.
AUGGAGGCCGUUGUUCAUCUGUACUUGUUCGGCCUGGUGUACAGUGCGUGUGCACUGCCGGACCUUGCCGCCGCUACCCCUGUCCCACGUGCCCUUGACCUGGCGGACUCUACGACCGCUACCCCUGGCAUACGCCUGCUGGACCCUACUGACGCUACCCCCGUCCCACGCCUUGCGGAAUCUACCGACGUUACCCCCGUCCCACAUGCCCCAGAUCUGCGGGACCCCACCAAGGGCGCUACCCCCGUCCCUUACCUGCCGGACCCCACGGUUGGCAACGCUACCCCCGUCCCACGCCUUGCGGACUCUACCAACAUUACCCCCGUCCCACAAGCCCCAGAUCUGCGGGACCCCACCUACGCUACCCCCGUCCCACGCGUCCCAGACCCCGGCUUCCAGACGACACUGGUCCAGGCCCUGUCGGCCGACAUCCGUGGAACGAACUGGACCCUAGCGCUGACAGAGGAGACAAUACGCGCCAUGCGCGAAGUUCACUUCGGAGACCCAAAUUACACCCCUGCCUUGGAGCUGCCGGCUUGGGGAAACGGCACAGUGACUGCUGAUGACGUGCAGACUGGGAGACUGGAGGACUCUGAGAUUCUGGACCGACUCUCCUCUCAGCUGUAUAUCUACGAGCGGGAAAUUAGCGCUGUGAUGCAGGACGAGCUGGCGAUGGUCAACAGUGACGCUCCGGAGGGGGGUGUCGUCUUCAAGGGGGAUGUCGUCUAUGAGGAGGGUGCCAGGAGGGUGUAUCAGCUAGUUGUGCAGGUUUACGGCAAGACUGUGUACCUGCGGGCACUUCUGGCCCAAACGGCCCAUCUGAUGGGACACGACCUCCAGAGCGACCACGCCGGUAACCACUACCCCAGCCAGCCCGCGAGUGAGUACGAGAUGCAGCGCCGCGUUUUCCGGGUGUUCCUGGCGUACCGGGCCUUCCUGGGCGAUCUACGCGGCGUGUUCGCAGCACUCCUGCGGCGGGAACUGGCAACCACCGCCCGCCUGGGAUCCCCGACUUCAGCCACUCCAGGGAACGUCACCGCCUGAGCCCCUGU